This is a messenger RNA of Daldinia vernicosa, 1902 nucleotides long. RefSeq lists its product as uncharacterized. The transcript has 2 exons. Gene Ontology annotation, biological process: regulation of DNA-templated transcription. Gene Ontology annotation, molecular function: DNA-binding transcription factor activity, RNA polymerase II-specific; zinc ion binding. The coding region runs from base 298 to 1464 and encodes 388 amino acids. The record is from RefSeq and is a predicted model, not a curated record. NCBI's taxonomy places the organism in Eukaryota, Fungi, Ascomycota, Sordariomycetes, Xylariales, Hypoxylaceae.
GCUGUACAUAAUUAUUUCACUUCUCACUUCACAAUUACAACCAAAACAUAAAUAUAUCGAUAAUUCUUUAUUUCGUCUCACUCUUCUCAUUGCUCUUAACAUAUGCUCUCAAUGCUCUCUCACCUUCGCAUCAUUAUCUUAUAAGAGCUCUUGUGUCGUCAUCGUAAAAGGGCGCAUACGAGUCUCCAUCGUACCCCUAACAGUUCGAAAAAAAAGAAAAAAAGGAGACCCUCUACUCUACGGAGAGGAGGGUGGCCUGAAGCUGGUUUGGAACUAGCGGUGUCUACCUCGGGGCGUAUGGUGGAGGCUAUGAGUGAUGGGGAGAGCGAUGACGGCAAGCGAGCGUCGAAAAAGCGCAAGGCUAGUCGCGCUUGCGACCGCUGCAACUCUCAACAUCAGCCAUGCGAUAAUGCCGUCCCGAAGUGCAGCGUUUGUGUACGCGCAGGCACCGACUGUACCUACAACAGACCUGUGCGGAAAAGAGGUCCUCGUAGUGGGUACACCGGCCAGAAUGGCGAACGUCUAUGGGCCAUAGUCCUUCAGGCACGGCCCGAACUCGAGGAUGUCGUUUUGCAGGUCCUGCGCGGCGGUACGUAUGGAGGCACUGGUAUUCCUAAUCUGGACUAUUAUAAGAACAACGAAAACCAGGCAGAAUUGGUUAAUAGAUUCAACGAGAGUCGACUCGGCAGAUUUCUGCAGAAUGGAGAAUCCCCUGACCUGUUCCUACCCCCUCUGGACCGACGCGUCUCGCCGGUCAUCUCUAAAGUGCGCAAUGAGAUGGGUUUUACUCAAUCCUCAAAUUCUCGCCGUCAGCCUGACAUGGCCAGGGAUGUUCCCGGCUUGUCUAAUAGAUCGGUCUCGUCUGUUUCAGGACCUCAACCUAGUUCAAUAAACCCUCAUGGCGCUCCUCAAGAUCCCAGCGACAUUUAUAUUCAGAGCCAGGAUAUUCGAAAACGGACUUUCCGUCCUAAUCAGAACCAGAUACAUAGUUAUAAUACGGGAUUUUCCGAGGAUGGACCUCAGAAUUUCAAUUUGGAUCGCGCAUCAUCAGUUUUGGCAGCUCCUCAAGAUUCUACACCUUUUGGAUCGAAUGGCUCCACUGAUGAAUAUGGGGAAAACUCGCGGCAUACGAGCGAGCGUUUAGUGCCGGAAAGGCAAACGAGUGUCAACAUGGCAAUGGGCCUUUCGCAACAUUCGCAAUCCAUUGAACCAAGCAAUCCGCUCCCUGUAACACAGCAAACCGAUGGACUCCACUUGGAUGAGACUUCUCGAUGGCUCGACUCAACACCGUUUGACACAUUACGAAAUCUAGGGUUUGCCCCUGGGGAGAGCAUGGCGGAGGAUUUCCUCGAGCUAUGCGAGAACCCCGACCCCGUUGAUCAUACUCCAGCCACCUCAGCCGACCAGGAUGAAGACGAAGAGGCUGUCUGGCGCCGACUAGUAAUGCGGGGGAGAUUCAUAUGAUCAGGCGUCCGGUUUUACAUACCACGGAUAAGAUAGAAGACUAAUCCCGGAAUUCGACUAACUGCGACGAGUCCCGUGGUUACUCUAGCAUUGAACGACUAUACGUUCUACCUCGUUAUUAGGUAGAUUCUAAAGGUGGGUGUAAUGACGGCAACGACCACUUUCGCUAAGCUGGCACUACCAGUCUGCAUGCUAACAUAGCACCCAGACUCUAAGCUAUGGUGUCUUUAUGAUAAUCUAUCAGGGCUUGUGUCUGACUCCAAGCUCACAGGUUAUGAAAAGUUAAUUGGUUAUAGAAUGGUGGUAACGAUAGAUUGAUUGACAGAGCAAUGGAUGCUCAAGGUGGUUCAUCAAACCCCAGUUCAUACCGGUCGAGAUUUAACUAUCGCCGGCCAUACAUACUAGUAUAUACCCCUUUAAUAGAGAUUAUAAUGUCCA